Fusarium coffeatum is the source of this 2901-nucleotide messenger RNA. RefSeq lists its product as uncharacterized. The record is from RefSeq and is a predicted model, not a curated record. The transcript has 9 exons. Bases 1 to 2901 code for a protein of 966 amino acids. Gene Ontology annotation, biological process: RNA polymerase II preinitiation complex assembly; transcription initiation at RNA polymerase II promoter. Lineage: Eukaryota; Fungi; Ascomycota; Sordariomycetes; Hypocreales; Nectriaceae. Gene Ontology annotation, molecular function: protein heterodimerization activity; RNA polymerase II general transcription initiation factor activity; transcription coactivator activity. Gene Ontology annotation, cellular component: transcription factor TFIID complex; SLIK (SAGA-like) complex; SAGA complex.
AUGGCUUCUCGUCAGGGAGCAGCUGGUUUGUCUAUCGUUGUACGGCUGGGUGAUGGUAUAGACAGCCUCUGUGACCACAUUCACAACAGCAAUCAUCCGAGCUGGUGUCUGGAAUGGCUCAAGUUUGCCCUUCUCCGAAAUGAUGACCUGCCUCACGAAGUCAGCAGUUCGCGUAAUUUCAUCAAGACCAAGGCUCAUCUUGAGGCUUUGAACAUCUCAGCAAAGAAAGCCAUGGGAGACUAUUCUAAGCCUCUUUGGGAUAGCCACGUUCAAAGAUCUUCCAUACUCGAUCCUUCUGGCGUUCUACAUCGCGUAUCUAUCGAGCUUUUCAUAACACUUCCAGCCUCCUGGCCCCUUUAUGCACGCUUGCUGAUAUUCGAGGCAUUUCGAGAAGCCGGCAUGCUCUCCGAUGAUGCCAGGGUCUUUCCCAAACGCAUUUCAAGUCUGGAGGUUACUGCAGUUGCUCAUAUUGCAGACUUGACCAAGCUGACUGUUGAUUUCAUGGAGAUGUGGUCGUUUAUUGCUAUUGCGACAGCGUCACGGUUAGUUCAGGGAGCACAAGGCUUUUCCAUGGAAGAAAUCCUCCCACAGGAUUCCAUUUUUGCCGGGGCAGAUUUCCUCGGUGAUGCCUUUAUGGACCUUCUCAAGGCAAAGGUUAAAGGAAUUUAUCCUCUGCAAGUAUUCGAGACUCUUCCAGAGGAAGAGUUUGAAGCUUUCGUGCGAAGUUACUGGGAAGGUUGCAUGGACUCUCACUGUCCUGGGGCUGCAUCAGUCAGAAAAUUAUCCAUUUUCUGCUCCAUCGACCAGUGGUGGCUAUACAACAGUCUUUCUUUCGUUCAGCGCGUAUAUGAACUUGCAUCGAUCUUCGACCCCAUUGUUGACAAGAUCGUGACUCUUCUUGGAUCACAAAUCGAGAGUGUCGACUUGGUCCCGGGAAAAUCGCAUUUCGUAUUAGAUAGCAGCUUUGGUCAGAAACCCUAUCUUAACGCUCGACUGAAAGCAGCCGUGCAAUUGCUCACUCCAUCUACAACCACUCAUAUCCUUUCAGACAACCUGAACUACAGGAUUCGCCUUCCUGGCAUUCAGCUUUUCUCUGCUGUUCAUUCUCGCAUCGCUCGCGCCAGCUAUGGCGUACUCUCAGAAUCUGAAGGGUCAAUUAUUUGGCUCGUGAACAAGCGUUUCUUGAGGGCGAUCAUUUGUCUGCUUGCGAACCGAAUCGACGAGGCCUACCACCACAAGCCGUUUCGGUUCUUAACACAAUCAUUCGGUCAAGUCAAUAGAGUCCACGUUUACCGCAAGAUGGGCGAUGAACUGCAGGUGCAAUUUAUGUGCACAAUGAAAUGGCCUGGUGCAAGUAUUGAGUCUCAGUUUGAGAUGAUGACGCUUGGUUCAGGGCGUGGACUUGAGCUCGACUUUGCCUGGGAUGGCGUGAAUAUGGAGUUUUCAGUCUUUUCAAAUGGCGUUCAACCUGAAGGCCUGCACUCGCCCACUGCGCAAACCGUCGGCGCCAUGGCUGCUGAGACUCCCAAGCUUCUCUGGAAUCCUGAUAAUGUCAAGGAUGUUGCAGAGUCGGUCGGCAUCAGCUCGCUCAACGAAGAAGCCCUGAAGUGUUUAACCCAAGAUGUCGAAUACCGCGUUGGUCAGGUCAUUGUAGAAGCUCUACGAUUCAUGCGCGCCUCGCGUCGAACAACCCUUACCGUCAACGACAUCUCGCUCGCGCUCAAGGCUCUCGACGUCGAACCCCUCUACGGAUACGAUUCUACGCGUCCGCUUCGAUACGGCGAGGCCAGUCUUGGCCCCGGUCAACCGCUCUUCUAUAUCGAAGAUGAAGAAGUCGAUUUCGAGAAGCUCAUCAAUGCGCCUCUGCCCAAAGUGCCGCGCGAUAUGGGUUUUACAGCACACUGGCUCGCUAUCGAAGGCGUCCAGCCAUCAAUCCCCCAGAACCCUACGACAUCCGAAUCUCGAUCGCAAGAACUUCUUCCCAAGGGUCCUGGCGCCAAUCCCGCAUUAUCUGCCCUUGCAGGCAACGACAACGUCUCCAUGAAGCCAUCUGUUAAGCACAUUGUGAGCAAGGAGCUUAUACUCUACUUUGACAAAAUUCAGGCCGCUGUUCUGGACGAUAAUCCCGAUGAAGAAGUGGUGCGCCUUCGACAGGCUGCUCUGGGCUCCGUGAGAGACGACCCUGGUCUCCAUCAGCUUAUCCCAUACUUUAUUACAUUCAUUAUGGAUCGAGUAACACAUCAUCUCGACGACACCUUCACUCUGAAGCAGAUGAUGGAAUUGACCAAUGCUCUGAUUGAGAACAAGAGUCUUUUCCUCGAUCCAUACGCCAGCCCCCUUUCCGCGCCAGCUCUUACUUGUCUCAUGGCUAGGAAACUGGGCACUGAUGAGGGCACCGACGCUUUGAAGGAGCAGUAUGACCUGAGGCAACUAGCUGCAUCUCUUGUUGGGCAAAUUGCCCGCAAAUACUCGGCCUCCAACACUCUUCUCCGACCAAAGCUCACUCGAACGUGUCUCAAAUACUUCCUCGACCCCACCAAACCUCCUGCGGUCCUCUACGGUGCCAUUCAUGGUCUACUUGAGGCAGGCGGCCCAGAAGCUAUUCGCGUUUUGGUCCUGCGAAACCUCAAGACCUUUGAUUCAGGCAUUCUCCAACCUCUCAAGGAAAAGGCAGAGGGUACAGUGGAUUACGAGAUGCUGGUGCAAGGCAUUGUUCAGGCCGUUGGCUCACUGGCGGACCACAUUAGCUCAGACGCCAAUGGAGUCAACGGAACAACCAGUGCGGAAGGCGAGACAUCCGAACUCAAGGAAUUCAUUGGACCCAUCAUUGGAGAGAAGAUUGCUUCCUCUGGUAACAGGAGGUUGAUACGCACAAUCCUGGAUGCCCGAAACUUGGAGUAG